UCUCUUCCCAGGUCACUUAUGCUUUUGUCUCUGAUGUUCUGAAUGAUAAGAGGCAUUUCCCUUUUUUCUACCGGAUGGUCCCCAAAGAAGAAGCCCUGUACCCAGGGAUUGUCAAGCUGCUCCAGCACUUCAGAUGGACGUUGAUUGGUCUCAUUGCACCAGACACCAACAAUGGAGAGAGGUUCCUGAAGAGCUUGACGCCAGUGCUCAUCAAGAGCGGUGUCUGUGUUGUCAUCUCACAAAGCAUCUAUGGACUGAAGACAAAUGCGGUAAAAAUGGAUAUUCCUCUAUUCCACAAGUGGAGGCAAGUGCAUGUAUUUGUUUACUAUGGGGAAAUGACUUCUUUCAUCAAUGGACUACUCAUUAUACAACAGAUGUUUGACAUUGUGAUUAAAUCCAUUGUUGGGAAAAUCUUCAUCACAACAGUUAUUUGGGAUGUCUCCAUGGAGCUGAUGUAUAAUGACAUGUCUUUCCAAUACAUCCAUGGUAUAUUUUCCUUCUUUACUAAGACAAGCAAAAGGGCAAAAGGCGGUGAUUUUCUACCCUUUUUCUUUGGUAUUAAGAAGUUUUGGGAGGGUGCUUUUAAUUGUUCCUAUUCAAAGCAUGCAUUCUCAGUGAAAGGCUGGACAAGAUGCAGAGAGAGAGAGAAACUGGAGAGGCUUCCCCAAGACGAUCUGGAAAGAAUCCUCUCUCUAGACAGCUACAGGAUCUACAACACUGUCCAAGUCAUGGCAAAUGCCUUAAAUGUUGCAUAUUCAUCUAGAUCUAAGCAGAGGGCAACCCAGAGAAUGGGACUUCAAAGGCUACAGCCAUGGCAGACCCUUCCUACUUCCAGGUGUGUGGAAAGCUGUCGCCCUGGAUCCGUCAAGGUGAUUCAGGAAGGGAAGCCUCUUUGCUGUUAUGAGUGUCUUCCCUGUGCAGAAGGGACCAUCUCCACUCAGGAAGAUGCAGACCAUUGCAAAAAAUGCCCAGAUAAUCAGCAUCCAAACAUGGACCAAGAUCAAUGUGUGUUCAAGAUUAUCACCUUCCUAGCCUAUGAAGAAUAUCUGGGGGUUGUCCUAAUUUCACUUGCCCUACUGGGGUCCUUAACCACAAGCUUUGUUUUAGGAAUCUUCAUUAAAUACAACGAAACUCCCAUAGUCAAAGCCAACAACCGGGACCUCUCCUACAUCCUCCUUGUCUCCCUCCUGCUUUCCUUUUUGUCCUCCUUCCUGUUCAUUGGGAGGCCAAGGAAAGGGACCUGCCUUAUCCGACAAACGGCCUUCAGCAUCAUCUUCUCUGUUGCUGUUUCUUGUGUGUUGGCAAAAACCAUCACUGUAGUUCUGGCCUUCCUGGCCACCAAGCCAGGGAACACAGUGAGGAGAUGGCUGGGGAAGAGUCUGGCCAACUCCAUUGUCAUUUCCUGUUCCAGUGUCCAAGUUGUCAUCUGCAUGAUGUGGCUGGGGAUCUCGCCACCAUUCCCAGACUCUGACAUGCACUCCCAGCCUGGAGAGAUUAUCCUGCAGUGCAAUGAAGGGUCUGUUGCCAUGUUUUAUUCUGCCCUCGGCUACAUGGGCUUCCUGGCUGCCAUCUGCUUCAUGGUGGCUUUCCUAGCCAGGAAUCUGCCUGGGUCCUUCAAUGAAGCCAAGCUGAUCACCUUCAGCAUGCUGGUCUUCUGCAGUGUUUGGGUGUCCUUUGUGCCCACCUACCUGAGCACAAAGGGGAAAUAUAUGGUAGCCGUUCAGGUCUUCUCCAUCUUGGCUUCCAGUGCUGGACUUCUGGGCUGCAUCUUUAUUCCCAAAUGCUACAUUAUUGUGCUGAGAUCUGAUCUGAACACAAAGGAGCACCUGACAGCAAAAACUAAAGAUAGCAUCUGAUUCUUAGAAUA
Molecule: messenger RNA, 1867 nt
Organism: Lacerta agilis (Sand lizard)
Lineage: Eukaryota; Metazoa; Chordata; Lepidosauria; Squamata; Lacertidae
Product: vomeronasal type-2 receptor 26-like
Exons: 3
Coding region: 75-1856 (593 amino acids)
Biological process (GO): G protein-coupled receptor signaling pathway
Cellular component (GO): membrane
Molecular function (GO): G protein-coupled receptor activity
Source: RefSeq, a predicted model, not a curated record